CUGAGUGUGAGGCGGUCUCUCUUUCUCUCUUUGUCUCCCUUUUUUCUAUCUCUCUCUCAGUCUGGACUCUGAGGGAUCGGGAUUUUCUCACCAAAAGUACACAGACCUCAGAGCCACGGGCAUUCACUAUCCAAAAACGACGUGGGUUUGGAUUAUUACCGUCACUGAAAUGCGCUGAAGUUAAAUUUAUAUCGCAACUGUAAUGCAUCUCACACGGAGAAAUGCAUCGCACCGUUUGUAGUUUAUUUUAAGGACACAUCCUAAAACCAGUCGGGGUCUCGUUUUUGCUUUCAUGGUGAAUCGGUCUAUCAGGAUGAACUUGCAGUGGAGCAGUCCGGCACAAUGCAUCCGCACCGGGAGAGUCGCGCACAAGCGGCUGGACUCAGACGAUCAGCCGCCAGCCAAAUGCGCCAGGCUGAGCGCCGAGGCGGGGGACACACAGGGACUCCUCGCCACCUCUCCCGGCUCCCCGGUCAGCCCAGUCUCAAGCCCUGUCCCGGCGACCCACCAGGGGCCAUCCAGUAUAGGACCGUUUCUGCUUCUACCUCUGGCGGACCGGGAGAGCGUGCACAGCGCGAUGAACACCAACAGUGGCGAUGAGCUGCUGUGCAAGGUCUUUGAUAUGGGGGUGUACCAGGAAAAGAUCAGAGCCUACGGCAUCCUACCAGCCCACAGAAAUGUGGCCGGCGUAAGGGACAUCAUCCUUGGCGAAUGCAAAGCCUACGUGUUCCUGGACAAGGACUUUGGGGACAUGCACACCCUAGUGAAGAGCUGCCGCAGGCUGGAUGAGGAGCAUGCCUGCAGCCUCUUCCGUCAGGUGGCUUUGGCUGUGGCACACUGCCACCAGGCUGGCAUCGUGCUGGGUGACCUUAAACUGCGAAAGUUUGUCUUCGCUGAUGAGAAAAGGACACAGGUGAGACUAGAAAGCCUCGAGGACUGCCGCGUCCUAGAAGACCCAAGCAACGACUCCAUGUCAGACACCCACGGCUGCCCUGCCUACGUCAGCCCAGAGAUCCUCAGCGGCUCUGCGCCUUACUCUGGCAAGAUGGCCGACAUGUGGAGCCUGGGGGUCAUGCUGUACACUAUGCUGGUUGGGCGCUACCCCUUCCACGACCCAGACCCGGCCACGCUGUUUUCCAAAAUCCGCAGAGGCCAGUGCUGUUUGCCAGAGGGCUUGUCGCCCAGGGCCAAGUGUCUGCUCCAGAGCCUGCUGAGGAAAGAACCCUGGGAGAGACUCACGGCGAAUGAGCUGCUCGCUCACCCGUGGUUCCACCAGCCGCCGUCGUCGCAGGAAGUGGCGCUGGGUGAACAGGAAGCAAGCUCGGCAGAACAGAUGGUGCCAUCCUUUGCCGUUGAAGAGGAUGAUGAUCUGUUCUGCUGACGAACUUGAUUCAGCUGAGUCUGGCUGAGGGACCAAAACAGAGAUUGCUAUGAGGGAUCCAUUGUUGUUUGUUUUUUUACAUUGGCACUUUUUAGAAACCCAUUUGUGUACUGUCGAGUGUACAUACACCCUCAAGCUUUCAACAAAAACUUACUGUACUGUAUUUUGUUGUCGUAUGUGCGUUACUUGCUAAGGGCAUUGUUCACAAUGAUCACGCAUUGUGUUUUUAUAUGUAUGUUUUUGAAAGUAUGUGGUGCUAAAAGAAAUCACAAGGACUCAAGAUUAUUUGCCAGAUUAUGUUAACAAAAUGAUCUCUAUCACAGAGAAGUAACCAAUGGCAAAGAGUUGUCACCAAUGGUUGCUCUGAGCCCGGACUCACAAGGCUUCAGAAAGCAUUAGAUGAAUCCUGAACGGGAGGCGAGGAGACUUGAUGUUGUUCCUCUCUCGGGCCACGCUGGAGGCUCCGCCGGCUGACUCACCGAUCCGGCUCAAAGAAGGCCAAGCACAAGCUUAACGUCUCGCAGCAGGCAGUGUCGUAGAGUGAGAAAGAUGCUUAGCAGGGGACUGAUUGUCACACUCAGCGGGGGACGCUACCAAGGUGUCUCACUGCCAGUGCUACAUGCUUUCGUCUAAGCGAAUGGAGAGCAUUUACAAAUCUCACACCAUGCACAGAAGGUUGAGAAAGGCGGGGUGUUACUGUGUAAAACUCACAGAAAAGUGUGGAUAGUUUGUCUCUCACACACACACACACACCUAAGUUUUUGUAAAUGGCUAACGGAGAAAGAAAGAAGAAGUCUCAGUAAUUUUCUUAUUUGUAACAGUUAAAACUAAACCUUUUAAAAAACAUGCUCAAACCUGAAUAGAUCAUGAAAAAAGGUUGCAAAUUUGACUAUGAUCUACAUUAUCUGUCCGGCUCUUCUGAAACGCUGUGUGUGCAAUUAGCCAAAGCUAAACCUAACACUAAUGGUUCUGGUUUAAAAUGAAAUGCUGAAAGGAACUCUGGUUUUAAAGACUUGGUCACAUGCCUUUGCAGUAACAGAGAUGGUUGGAUAAAUCUUACGCCAGAAAUCAAAUGGUACUUCCUCCUGACGCAAUAUGAGUUAUCACUCAAUCCAACGAUGUUUGUAAUUUUUAAGAAAUGUGUCAAAUAUCCAGUUAAGGAACCAUCAAUCAGAAAGAAAACUUGUUACAGAAAAAUGAAGACUUUCAGUGGAACCAGUUAUGUUCAUUUCUGUUGGAAAAUGUUGUCAAGCUGCGUUUCUUUGACAAAGCUGAGCUGUGUCGAGUGCUGUGCCCGUAUCACUGUGUUUCAUAAACUGAAUGGCUCUGAAUCAGUCGCAGUCAGGCGAUAUUUGAUGUUGGUUGUCUGAUGAUGACUCAUCACUUGAGCGCGUCUGUAGAGAAUGGUCCUGACCUUGGCUGGAAGAAUCUGUCCUGACUGUUUCACCUCUUUUAAAUGGUACUUUUUUUUCCCCUUCCUUUUAUUUUUUUUGCUGUUAAAAGCUGUGGAUCCAUGGAGACUAGUCUUCAUAGUUAGUGACAAGAUGUACCACGUUCUAAAAUAGGUUUUAUCUUGGACUGUGACAGGCGGAUGCAGCACUAGUGUGGUUUAUCCUUACAGGCUAUUGAAGAUCUGCAGCCAGCUAUUUCAUUGUGGCACAAUCAUUUUGACGAUGGUACUAAAUCUGCCAUAUCUGAGAAACGCUGUGCAUUAAAUAUUUGGGUCACGCAUUUGACUAAUAAAACCUCUAUUCCAGUUCUUGAAUUAAUUUUCUCUCAUCUGCUCGAGAGAUGGGAACAGACCUGUGACAAUCUGAAUUGUUCCUCACAGAAAAGUAAUUUAAAAAGAUUUAUGAUUUUACAUGUAGUGAGUCACACAUUCAAGUGACACGUAGAGUAAACUGACACGGGUGCACAAACUUCAUAUUGCACUGUGAAUUACAUAUUUGUGACACAACCUAGAGGCUGUUACUGGUCCAGACAGGUUACACAUGAGAUAUAUUCAUUGUACAAAAGAUGUAAAUAUGUAUAUUUGAAAUAUGUGUGGAGAUGUUGAAUAAAGAUCACAUUUUUUCAUA
Messenger RNA from Perca flavescens (yellow perch), 3459 nucleotides. It is a transcript of the gene trib1, whose product is annotated as tribbles pseudokinase 1. The transcript has 3 exons. Bases 293 to 1381 code for a protein of 362 amino acids. NCBI's taxonomy places the organism in Eukaryota, Metazoa, Chordata, Actinopteri, Perciformes, Percidae. Gene Ontology annotation, cellular component: nucleus. Gene Ontology annotation, molecular function: ATP binding; mitogen-activated protein kinase kinase binding; protein kinase activity. Gene Ontology annotation, biological process: positive regulation of proteasomal ubiquitin-dependent protein catabolic process; regulation of MAP kinase activity; protein phosphorylation. The record is from RefSeq and is a predicted model, not a curated record.